GAAAGUGGGGUUGGUGGAUUUGAACUCCACCUACCUGCCCGGCAAAGGCUACCUACUCAAAUUGACAAUCCUCCUCCAAUUUCUCUCAAUAACAGCAGCAGCCAGCAGAUCAAAUUGUUGCCUUUGUAAGUAUUUGUUGUUAUUCCAUUCUUUCACAGGUUUUGAAAAAAGAAAAAGAAAAAGGAAAUGUCGAGUCCACAGCCCGCAGGUGUCAUUACCUGCAAAGCUGCGGUGGCAUGGGGAGCUGGAGAGGCAUUGGUAAUUGAGGAGGUGGAACUGAGCCCACCCCAGCCGCUGGAGAUACGGAUUAAGGUUGUCUGCACCUCCCUCUGUCGGAGUGAUUUCACCGCUUGGCAGUCUCUGACAAGUACCCCUAUCUUUCCUCGGAUUUUCGGCCAUGAAGCUGCAGGGAUUGUGGAGAGUGUGGGGGAAGGAGUGUCUGAAUUUGGAGUGGGGGACCAUGUGCUUACGCUAUUUACUGGAGAAUGCAAGACAUGCAGACAUUGUACCUCUGGCAAAAGCAACAUUUGCCAAGUACUGGGAUUGGAAAGAAGAGGUGUAAUGCACAGUGACCAAGGGACACGCUUUUCAGUAAAAGGAAGGCCCGUCUAUCAUUAUUGUGCGGUUUCAAGUUUCAGCGAGUACACCAUUGUGCACUCUGGUUGUGCUGUCAAAGUCAGCUCAAUCGCACCUCUAGAUAAAAUAUGCCUUCUCAGUUGUGGAGUGGCAGCAGGGCUGGGUGCGGCUUGGAAGGUUGCUGAUAUUGCUGGAGGCUCAACUGUUGUCAUUUUUGGUCUUGGAACUGUUGGCCUUGCUGUUGCACAAGGUGCCAAACUAAGGGGAGCAUCACAAAUAAUUGGUGUGGAUACUAAUUCUGAGAAGAAAGGAAAAGCGAAGAUUUUUGGAGUGACAGAUUUUAUCAACCCAAAGGACUAUGAUGAACCAAUUCAACAGGUUGUUAAGCGUAUCACUAGCGGAGGAGCAGAUUACUCAUUCGAAUGCAUAGGAGACACCGGAAUGAUAACUGCUGCUUUGCAGUCAUGUUGUGACGGAUGGGGAGUGACUGUUACGCUUGGUGUACCAAAAGUGAAGCCAGAGGUAACAGCUCACUAUUCACUAUUUCUUACUGGAAGGACAUUGAGAGGUUCCCUUUUCGGAGGGUGGAAACCAAAGUCUGAUCUUCCAUCACUAGUAGACAUGUACUUGAGGGAGGAAAUCCAGGUUGAUGAGUUCGUCACUCAUAACCUGUCAUUCGAGGAAAUCAACAGAGCGUUUGAUCUCAUGGCAGAAGGGAAGUGUUUGCGCUGUGUCAUCCACAUGCCCAAGUAGUGCUCAUCGAUCCGAUCAAGUGUAAGUUCGCCCAGAUGAAAACGAGCGAUUGAGUACGUACUGUUGCCUCACUGUUGUUUUACUGGUGAGAUGUUUUGUUGGAAGACAGUCUUUCUAAAGGAUUAGUUGCAGAGCUCAAGGCUGGUUGUAUCACGUCCUUGUUUGCAUUUUGAGUUAUUUUGUUCCGCGACACAGCGACGUCAUUGCCUCGUGGGGGCCGUGUUUGCCCGACUUAUUGGAAUUGUGUUAGUAGGCCUGUUCUUUCGAGUACUUCAAAAUGUGUGAGCGCAGCUCGUGCGGCCAUCUAAUCCCGAUCGUUGUGCUAAUGAAAAUACCAUUGAUGUGUUUCUCUUGA
Messenger RNA from Rhododendron vialii, 1684 nucleotides. RefSeq names its product alcohol dehydrogenase-like 6. The coding region runs from base 187 to 1329 and encodes 380 amino acids. Gene Ontology annotation, biological process: formaldehyde catabolic process. Gene Ontology annotation, cellular component: cytosol. Lineage: Eukaryota; Viridiplantae; Streptophyta; Magnoliopsida; Ericales; Ericaceae. The record is from RefSeq and is a predicted model, not a curated record. Gene Ontology annotation, molecular function: S-(hydroxymethyl)glutathione dehydrogenase [NAD(P)+] activity; zinc ion binding. The transcript is spliced from 10 exons.